AUGGUUAAAUCAUCCGCCGUCCUACUGGCUGCUGCCAGCACUGUCGCUGCCAGCCAAAUGAACGCCAGACAAUACACCAACACCACUGUCGCACCUUGGAACGACUGGACCUCCACCACCACCACUACCACCGAGGUCACCACCACGACCUCCGAGGUGACCUGGGCUGACUGGACUUCCACCACCACCACCACCACCACCCCCUCCGCGGUGACCUGGGCUGACUGGUCUUCCACCACUACCACCACCACCAAGCCAGCUGCUGUCAAGACGACCACAGAGCCGGCCGCUGUCAAGACGACCUCAGAGGUUUGGGGUGACUGGACCACCACCACCACCACCAAGCCGGCCGCUGUCAAGACGACCACUGCUGAGACUGAGGUCUGGGGUGACUGGACUACUGUCACCACCACCACCAAGAAGCCGGCCGCUGUCAAGACGACCACCGCUGAGACUGAGGUCUGGGGUGACUGGACCUCUACGUCCGUUGCUCCCGCUCCCGUCAAGAGCACUACUGCCCCAGCUCCGGUUGUUGAGAGCACCACCGCCACCUGGGGAGACUGGACCAGCACCCCCGUUGCCAGCACCCCUGUUGCCGUCACCUCCGUCCCCGUUGUCAGCAGCUGGGUUCCUACCACCACCGCUGCUCCCGUUGCCACUUACACUGGCGCUGCCGUCAACAACAAGCCUGCCGUGGCUCUGCUCGGUGGACUUGCUGCCUUGAUCGCUUUGGCAUAA
This is a messenger RNA of Capronia epimyces CBS 606.96, 738 nucleotides long. RefSeq lists its product as uncharacterized. The record is from RefSeq and is a predicted model, not a curated record. Lineage: Eukaryota; Fungi; Ascomycota; Eurotiomycetes; Chaetothyriales; Herpotrichiellaceae. The coding region runs from base 1 to 738 and encodes 245 amino acids. The transcript has 2 exons.